Messenger RNA from Phytophthora nicotianae INRA-310, 1225 nucleotides. RefSeq lists its product as hypothetical. The record is from RefSeq and is a predicted model, not a curated record. Lineage: Eukaryota; Oomycota; Peronosporomycetes; Peronosporales; Peronosporaceae. Gene Ontology annotation, molecular function: DNA binding. The transcript has a single exon. Bases 378 to 1064 code for a protein of 228 amino acids.
CGACACCUACAGGAUCUCAAAAGUAAACACCGUUGAAGCAUCCCCGGCCAGGCUGGAUUUUGAAGCGCUGGUUUACGGCUGUGCGGUGAGGGCCUUUGGCUCAAUAGCUGCUCGCAUCAAGGAUUCGAGCGCCAUGAUGGGCGUGUGACUGAGGAGACCAAGAGGAGCAUAGUGGGUACUACGGCCGCAUCAACGCUCUCCUUGAGCUGAAGUGUCUCUGCCGUUCAAAGUCUCCACGAGCCUUCAUUCACAAAUCUGCGGCAGCGAGCAAACACGAAAAAAGCGAGCUGGACACUACUCCACUACUCCACCCCACAGCAAACUACUGCAACACCACCGCAAUCGUUUUCCAUUCCUCAAUUCUCUGCGAAAACAUCAUGAGCCUACAGACUGCAAUGCGUCAAUCCGCUCCUCAGUACAGCAGCAGCAAACCAUCGGUCGGCGUUGGUAUGUGGACGGAGGAAGAGCACGCCCGCUUCCUCGAAGGCGUCAAGCUCUUCUCGAGUGGACCCUGGAAGCGUGUGGCCGCCUACGUCGGUACGCGCAACGUACGCCAAACCAUGACCCACGCGCAAAAGUACCGGUUGAAAGCUGCGCGCCGACUGCGCGAGGCACAGCGCAAACAGGCGGCGGCGCGGCACGGACUGCACAAUGCCCACCGGGGCAUCGCAGUCGAUAGCGCUCUAGCGCAGCGGACACUGCAGACACCGUCGUCCGCCGGCGGACUCGGAUUGGGUUCCUACUCGAAGAUGCGACUACCCUGCACCUGCACUGAGAAGGAAUGUCCGCACAUGGACGACGCCAGCAAGAUCUACAUGUCCAUUGCGGACGCUAUCGAGAUCCUCGACUCCAAGUCAUCGGUUGUCUCUAUUGCCGGCUCGCCGGUGUCCCCGGAUGACACGCUCGGCAACACCUGGCUGAACGUGGGUACGUUUGACCCCGUGAUCAAGAUGGAUGCAUUCGGCAAAGACGACCUCGUGCCGUUGGACUCUACAGCCAGCGAUUCGGGUGCAUUCCCGACGCUCGAAGACUGUGCUAGCGAAUUAUUGGAGCUGCUCUUCUGAGCUCCUUUCGUUAUCAUCGACCCGCCUCGGACGCGUGUAGCCGAAAGGAAGUGCACGCGACCAACCCCCUAUGUAUUCAAGCUAUACAUGUAUAAUUGAUUGCGUGCUAGCUUCCUGUACCAAAGAAAUACAGCAUCUACCAUUGAGUUUCCAGCAUCAAA